UAAUUAGGGAGAGCGGCAGCCUUUGAAGAAUUUGUGCGACGACUGUCAUGCUUGAAAUUUCAACGGUCACGCUUAAACCCUAGACACCAGCAUAUAGCUUCUCAGUUCUAAGUUCUUCAAACCCAUCCAGCACUCGAGACAAAAUUCAAAACCCUAAAUGAGUUUUUAAGAUUCUCUCUUCCAAUUCCAAAUCUCAGUUUAGUGGAAAUUUCUUCAAAAACAGAUAUCAUACUGGUACCAAUUCUCUUUUCACUUUCCAGUUAUUGCAAACUUUCCCUUUCACCCUCCUAAAAGCCCCGACUUUUCUUCCCAAUUCUAUCUACAUAACCACCUCAUACACCAUCAAAUAUCAAACACUGCGAAGAACCAUGAGCUCAAUUCAUCUUUUUCACAACCAUUCAGUUUCGCCGUUGAGCAAUCUUGGCCGUUCGACUCCGCUUGGAAAUGGAAGAUUUUCGAUUCCUAGAGUCAUUGCUUGUGUAAAUGUGGACGUGCGAGCACCGGAUUCGGGGAAUUCAGGGAAAUUAGGGUUUGGGGUUGGGAGUAAGGGGAUGAUGGAGGCAGAAGGGAGGGUUCUGGUGGGGACGUAUGCUAGGGCUCCGAUUGUGCUCUCGAGUGGAAAAGGGUGUAAGCUGUAUGAUCUUGAUGGGCAGGAGUAUUUGGACAUGUCGUCCGGGAUUGCUGUGAAUGCACUCGGGCAUGGGGAUCGCGAUUGGAUCAGAGCUGUUACCGAGCAGGCGAAUAUGCUGACACAUGUCAGCAAUCUGUAUUACUCAAUUCCACAGGUGGAGCUUGCCGAGCGUCUCGUUGCUUGUUCUUUUGCUGAUCGCAUAUUUUUCUCAAAUUCUGGAACAGAAGCAAAUGAAGCUGCUAUUAAAUUUGCUAGAAAAUUCCAAAGAGCUUCACAUCCCGAUGGAAAACAGCCACCGAUAGAAUUUAUUUCCUUUACCAAUAGCUUCCAUGGGAGAACAAUGGGUGCUCUUGCCUUGACAAGCAAAGAGCAUUACAGAUCACCUUUUGAACCUGUUAUGCCCGGAGUUACAUUCUUAGAAUACGGGAAUAUUCAAGCUGCAAAAGAACUGAUUCAAAGCGGCAAAAUUGCUGCUGUAUUUGUGGAACCUAUCCAGGGUGAAGGUGGCAUAUACAGUGCCACAAAGGAGUUCUUACAAUCCUUGCGUAGUGCAUGUGAUGAUGCAGGAUCUCUGCUGGUUUUUGAUGAGGUUCAAUGUGGCUUAGGCCGAACGGGUUAUCUUUGGGCACAUGAAGCCUAUGGUGUAUUCCCAGAUAUAAUGACUCUUGCCAAGCCUCUUGCUGGAGGUCUGCCCAUUGGAGCCACACUGGUGACUGAAAGAGUUGCUGCUGCCGUAAAUUUUGGAGAUCAUGGAAGCACUUUUGCUGGUGGGCCCCUUGUCUGCAAUGCAGCCUCUGCCGUUCUCGAUAAAAUCUCAAAGCCCAGUUUCUUGGCCAGUGUCUCCAAGAAAGGUCUGUACUUAAAGGAAAUGCUAAUGCAGAAGCUAGGAGGAAAUUCACAUGUGAAAGAAAUACGAGGUCUGGGGCUUAUUAUCGGAAUAGAGCUGGAUGUAUCUGCCUCGCCACUUGUGGAUGCAUGUCGAAAUUCUGGACUUCUUAUACUAACUGCAGGGAAAGGAAACGUUGUUCGGCUUGUGCCGCCAUUAAUCAUCUCAGAGCAGGAAUUGGACUCUGCAGCUGAGAUCCUGCUUAAAUGUUUCCCAGUACUUGAUGAAGGUAACUCAAACUAGGAUAAGAUAAGUCAAUUUAAGGGUUUGUUGUUUGGGAUGUUGUAAAAGCUUCACAUACAUAUGGGGAUCUUUUGUGAUUCUAAUAUUAAGCAAUGUAGAGUGUUGUCUACUACAACUCUACAAGUUAAAAGAGUCCCUGUGUGCUCUCGGUGGAAUCAACUCUUCCAUUGUUUGCCUUGUUUAAGUUUCAUUUAGUUUAUUGAACCAACUUUUUUAA
Molecule: messenger RNA, 1977 nt
Organism: Cornus florida
Lineage: Eukaryota; Viridiplantae; Streptophyta; Magnoliopsida; Cornales; Cornaceae
Product: acetylornithine aminotransferase, mitochondrial-like
Exons: 3
Coding region: 369-1760 (463 amino acids)
Biological process (GO): arginine metabolic process
Cellular component (GO): chloroplast stroma
Molecular function (GO): pyridoxal phosphate binding; identical protein binding; transaminase activity
Source: RefSeq, a predicted model, not a curated record